CAUCAUCGAAAAUCGCUCCCGUCCAAUUCUCCAGCGACCGCAGCAAUGGCAGACGACACACGGCAAGGCCAGGCUCCCGCGCCUGAUGUGACUCAGUCUGGCGACCCCAAUGUACGCCCAUACCAAGGCAAAGUCUACGAAGCUGUCGCUGCGCCGCAGCAACGUCAAAAUCCGAACAUCAUGCCCGGCGGUACUCAGCAUACCGCUGGAGGAGAGAAAGUCGAAGAGCUUGCGCUGUCCAAAGCAGUCGGCAUGAUCCAACCGCAUGAAUUCUUCGAGAUACACAAGUAUCCUUGUGUCAGAGAGGCACUGUUGACCGGUAUCGGGACCGGCUUUGGCAUUGGCGGUAUCAUGGGCAUCUGGGGGAAACCCCUCAUGAAGUCUUGCAAUUGGGCAAUGGGCGCCUUCUGCAUCAUGUCGAUAGGCGGGUACGAGUUUUGCAAGCGGAAAAUACAGCUGGAGAAGGAGGGCCUGACCAGAGCUGUGGAGGUCAUGGAGCGGAAGAAAGAUGAGAAGAAGAUUAGGAGGGAGCAGGCGAUUGCAGCGCGCAGAAAAGCAAAGGAAGAGCAGGACAGGUUGGACGAGCUGCGCAUGAAGGAGGAAGCGAAAAGGAGCAAGUCGUGGUGGAAGGUUUGGUGAGAGUGAGGCAAUCUUGAUGCUCCGUAUUUUUAUAAAUAUGAACAUCUAUUCUGUGUGCUGGGAGGUAGGUACAGUACCUUUGGCCGCAGCUGUACGCAUUAGGUAGUACGGAUACAAUGGCCUGAAUUCCACAAGUUUUGGGCACGC
Messenger RNA from Aplosporella prunicola CBS 121167, 786 nucleotides. RefSeq lists its product as uncharacterized. Lineage: Eukaryota; Fungi; Ascomycota; Dothideomycetes; Botryosphaeriales; Aplosporellaceae. Gene Ontology annotation, cellular component: mitochondrial inner membrane; mitochondrion. The record is from RefSeq and is a predicted model, not a curated record. The coding region runs from base 46 to 639 and encodes 197 amino acids. The transcript is spliced from 2 exons. Gene Ontology annotation, biological process: mitochondrial respiratory chain complex IV assembly.